Molecule: messenger RNA, 564 nt
Organism: Saccharomyces mikatae IFO 1815
Lineage: Eukaryota; Fungi; Ascomycota; Saccharomycetes; Saccharomycetales; Saccharomycetaceae
Gene: LRP1
Product: Lrp1p
Exons: 1
Coding region: 1-564 (187 amino acids)
Biological process (GO): maturation of 5.8S rRNA; regulation of gene expression
Cellular component (GO): nucleolus; exosome (RNase complex)
Molecular function (GO): DNA binding; RNA binding
Source: RefSeq, a predicted model, not a curated record
AUGGAGGAUAUUAAGAAGAUUAAACCAUACGUUAAAAGUUUUUCAAAUGCAUUGGAUGAGCUGAAGCCAGAAAUUGAAAAACUAACAUCGAAAUCGCUGGACGAACAGCUUCUGUUACUGUCUGAUGAGAGAGCUAAGCUAGAGCUGAUCAACCGUUAUGCGUAUGUCUUGAGUUCUUUAAUUUUUGCUAACAUGAAGGUCUUGGGCGUCAGAGAUAUGUCUCCCAUACUCAACGAGCUCAAAAGAGUAAAAUCAUACAUGGAUAAAGCUAAACAAUACGAUAAUAAGAUAUCCAAAUUUAACGAAAAAUCGCAGGCAAAGCAAGAGAAUGCUAGGAGUAUCAUUUUUAAUGUCUUGGAUGGUAACAGAAACAGGUUCGAACCUUCCAUCAGCAAGAGUAAUUUCCAAGGGAAGCAUACCAAAUUCGAAAAUGAUGAGCCGGCAGGAAGUACAACGACUAGAAUCAUUAGCAAUAUUGAAGAGGCAAGGAAGCCCAGUAGUAAGAAAAGUAAAAAAUCAGCCAAAGUAGGCAAAAAUGAAAAGGGGAAAAUAGGUAGAGGUUGA